Molecule: messenger RNA, 4161 nt
Organism: Mus musculus (house mouse)
Lineage: Eukaryota; Metazoa; Chordata; Mammalia; Rodentia; Muridae
Gene: Dnase1l3
Product: deoxyribonuclease 1-like 3
Exons: 9
Coding region: 657-1589 (310 amino acids)
Biological process (GO): apoptotic DNA fragmentation; DNA catabolic process
Cellular component (GO): extracellular region; nucleus; endoplasmic reticulum
Molecular function (GO): DNA nuclease activity; catalytic activity; DNA binding
Source: RefSeq, a predicted model, not a curated record
UUGUGCUUCUCACCGCAAGCCUGAAGCUGCUGAUGAGAUGUGAUGACACAGUAGUGUGUGCAUGUCGCAGGAUUGCUGUCUGGCUGCUCACACAUUGCUUCGCACAGCUGCGUCAGACACUGGAAACACCUGUUUGGGUCACACGACCCAGCCCUGCCCACCCUGGGACUUUCCUGCUGGCUCUUUAUCUCUGCUGCCUCUGAGGGCCUCAGCCUGUGACGCUUCUGCUCCUGGGAUCUCCACCUCACCUUCCUCAGAUGCCAAGCAGGUGGCUCCACCAGUCCAGUUCCUUCUGUGUGAACAUUGCCAAGCUCAUCAACUCUCAGGGAGAGGCCCAUGGCUACCACAGGAGACAUGCCUAGAGAUCAGAGCUAACCCCACCCCACCCCUGCCCACUGAGAUUAUGAGUGGCUUUUAAGGAGGCUGGUUUGUAAAUGCAGCAUGACGUUUUCCUCAUGAGGACAAGAAAACCAGAGGCCUCUCUAAUGGCUAACCCAUUACCUUCAUUUCCUUGGGGAUUGAAACGCGUGAUGGUGAGUUCCUCAGAGAAGUGAAAGUGACCUAGAGGGAUCCAGUAAUUCCUGUUAUCAGCCUGCUUUAUAAGUCAGUGAGCCAGGCACUGUCUUCAUCCAGCCUGAAGUCCCAGGAGUGCAAAGAUGUCCCUGCACCCAGCUUCCCCACGCCUGGCCUCCCUGCUGCUCUUCAUCCUUGCCCUCCAUGACACCCUGGCCCUAAGGCUCUGCUCCUUCAAUGUGAGGUCCUUUGGAGCGAGCAAGAAGGAAAACCAUGAAGCCAUGGAUAUCAUUGUGAAGAUCAUCAAACGCUGUGACCUUAUACUGUUGAUGGAAAUCAAGGACAGCAGCAACAACAUCUGUCCCAUGCUGAUGGAGAAGCUGAAUGGAAAUUCACGAAGAAGCACAACAUACAACUAUGUGAUUAGUUCUCGACUUGGAAGAAACACGUACAAAGAGCAGUAUGCCUUCGUCUACAAGGAGAAGCUGGUGUCUGUGAAGACAAAAUACCACUACCAUGACUAUCAGGAUGGAGACACAGACGUGUUUUCCAGGGAGCCCUUUGUGGUUUGGUUCCAUUCCCCCUUUACUGCUGUCAAGGACUUCGUGAUUGUCCCCUUGCACACAACUCCCGAGACCUCCGUUAAAGAGAUAGAUGAGCUGGUCGAUGUCUACACGGAUGUGAGAAGCCAGUGGAAGACAGAGAAUUUCAUCUUCAUGGGUGAUUUCAACGCCGGCUGUAGCUAUGUCCCCAAGAAGGCCUGGCAGAACAUUCGUUUGAGGACGGACCCCAAGUUUGUUUGGCUGAUUGGGGACCAAGAGGACACUACGGUCAAGAAGAGUACCAGCUGUGCCUAUGACAGGAUUGUGCUUUGUGGACAAGAGAUAGUCAACUCCGUGGUUCCCCGUUCCAGUGGCGUCUUUGACUUUCAGAAAGCUUAUGACUUGUCUGAGGAGGAGGCCCUGGAUGUCAGUGAUCACUUUCCAGUUGAGUUUAAGCUACAGUCUUCAAGGGCCUUCACCAACAACAGAAAAUCUGUUUCUCUCAAAAAGAGAAAAAAAGGCAAUCGCUCCUAGGUAUCACGCUGCCUUUUUUUUUUUUUUUUUUUUUUUUUGCCACUCCUUGCAAAUGGCUCUCAUAGGUCUAAGCUAUCUGCAUGCUCAGGAAUUAAGACUGGCCAAGCUGCUUUCAUUGUCCACUUGAGUUAAUUUUGCCUGGAACCAAGCUGGGAGGAGAGUCUUCUGUUACAUCACCUUGAUCCCCAAUAUCAUCACUGGUACCCUGCGAAACAUUGCCACUAUUUAGGCAACAGGACAGAUUUGGCAUGGUAUGAUACUUUAUGAUGGAGGCAAUGAAACUCAGUUGCCUGGGGUCAUGCGUGGAAGAAGAGUGAAGGACACUUCCACUGUGCUGUCCUGCCCGUCCCUACUCACAGCCCACCCCUACCCACACCUCACUCCUAUCCACACCUCACUCCUAUCCACACCUCACCCCUAGCUACAGCCCACCUGUGCUCACAGCGCUGUGCUUAAGCCAUCAGCAUGUCCUGAGCUCAGUCUUCGGAUAUAUGAAGGUUUUCAUUAUCUGACAGCCAGCCUCACUUUGGAUGCAUGCUCCAACAGUGUCUUCCCUCCCUUUCUCCCUUCCUCUUCCUCCUGUGCCCCUCCCUGAAAGGGCUCAACCUUGCAUGCCUGUCCUGUUCUAACUGUCCCCAGUCACAUAUCCCAUGUGCAACACUGACCACACAGUGUCUGUCACCACGGCCAGCACUGCAGCUCGCCCCAGCACAAGCCCCCCUGGCUGGCUUGGACCUGAGUGUUUGCUCCCUUCCUGCCACUCCUGGAAUCUGCAAUGUGGCGCCAUCUUGCUUGUAUGCAGGGCACCCGUUUUUGUGCAUUUCGCUUUGUUUUCCUGGAUAUUCUUUACUCUUGCACAUGAGCACCUGUACUUAGGAACAGUGGAGAACAGUGACCCGUCUGGCCCGACUCCCAGUCUCAGAAGCAACCCCUCCACACAGCUGUGGGCUCCCCAAAGGCGUCUGCACACAAGCAAGCACCAUGUGUAACCUGAAGAAAUACAAAGUCUAUUACACUGUAACUAUGGGGUCGAGUUGUUCCUUAACACACUGGGAACUGUGUGACUUUGAUGUGAGAAAGAAGACUGUGAGUCUUUGUGCUCGUCAGCUCCGUCAUCCUGACAUGUUCUGAGAUCAUCCUCCUCCUAACAGACAUCCCAGAUCAUCUUAAAAGGAGGGGCUGGGUUUUGACUUGUGCUUCCAGAAGUUUCAAUUUAUGGCCCUUGACUCUGUUGUUUCUGGGUCAGUGAAAAAGAGUGUGUGGUAGAACACACACACACACACACACACACACACACACACACACACACACACGCACCACAUGCACAUGAGGUGGGCUCUUCUGGCCUCCACAGGCCAAUAUACAAGGAAGAAAGGCACUCAUACACAUUAAAUAAAGAGACAUGGGGUUGGGGAGGCAUAAACCCAGUUUCUGUUCCAGAACACAGUCUCUCCCAUGACCUCCAACCAAGCUCCACCUCUUACAAGUGUUCCAUCUCCCAACAGCAUCCUGAUCUGGUAUAUCAGCAAGUCUUUUCUAUGUGAACCUUUAGAAACCACUACAGUUCCAAAUGGUGGAGCUAAUAGGUAGGAUUAUAUACCAUCUUGCCAAGGGAAUAAAAUCAAAAGUGCCCGGUUAAGUUGGAGGAGAUAAUGCCCGGCUCAUCUCUUACUGAGAUUCUAUUGUCUGGCGAUGACGUAGUCUUUCGGGGAAGAUGGCAAAGCUGUUGAGACUUUGGAGGAGUUCACCAUACCUAGAAACCUUACAGUCCCCAAAUGGUAAAGUAUGCUACUCAUAUAUGAGACAGUUCUGGAGAGAUGGGUCCUCUGACCUCUGCACCCAAGCACCAAAAUUUCCCUGGCUGAUGUGGCUAGGAGAGGAACCCCAGGUCCCAGGCAAUGGGCUUGGGACUCACUAACAGGGAGAUGGGGAGGAGGUGGACUGGACAUCAAAAGGCCCUUUCCAUGCCUCUGGCUUGGGAGUCAACGGGUCCAGACACCCUGAAGUUUCGACCCAUACUAAUGCUCUUCUGCCUCUGCCCAGUGGCAGGUUAGAGAUACAAAUGAGGGUCUCUGCAAGCUGUCACUCUGCCAAACUCAGACAGACAGAGGAGUUAUUUUCACUCUUCCUGACUGAGUGUUGUACAAACUCCUGCUUUUAUGUCCCCCUCCCUUCCUUCUCUCCUUUCUGAGGAUGACCUUGAACUCUGACCCUCCUGUUUCCACCUUCCCACUGGAUGAGUGCCAGCCUUAUAGAUGCCAGCCACCACUCAGCGUUUCAUGCAGUGCUCAGACAGGACUAAGCAAGCACUUUGUGUGUGCUACACAAGCACUCUACUUGCUGGGCCCCAGCCCCAGCCUCUAGGCUGUGCCCUAAAAAUGUGUUGCCUGGGCAGUGGGAUGGCUCAGAGGGUAAAGACCUUCGCUGACAACUCUGGCAACUUGAAUUUGAUCUCCAGAAUGGGCACGAUGGAAGGAAAGGGUCAAGUCCAUCACGCCAUUCUCAGAUCUCUCCACAUGUAAACAUGCCCCCAAUAAAUAAAUGUAAUAAAAUUAGAAUAUCGAUGUAAAAA